AUCGCAUGGGAUUUUUAAGUACAAUGAUGUUUAGUCUUUUGAUGUAUAAUUAUUAUUCAGCCAGUAUAAUUUCCUCACGUUUGAAUGAACCUCUUAACAAAAUGAAUGAUUCACUUUAUUCACUAUCAAAAAGUGAUAUGAAAUUAGCAUCGGAACAUCAAAUUUACCUUGAGUAUUUUCUGCAGGGAACCGAUUGGGAGACAAAAACUUUCUAUAGAAAUAAAUGGUUAAAAAUUCCUGAACUACAGCGGUAUUUAUUGCCAAGAGAAGGAAUAAAUCUAGUACAACAAGGAAAGAUAGCUUACCACACAGAUCCCAUAGUUGGAUAUCCUCUAAUCGGAAAAUUAUUUGAUAAUCAAGAAAUUUGUGAACUAACCGAAGUGCAUCUUGUACCACCAACUGAAUUUUGUUUCUUCGUUAGUAGGAAUGGGACAUUUUUUGAAAUUUCAAAAAUUGCAUUAGUUAAGAUGUUUGAAGUGGGAAUACGACAAAGACAGGUAAAUAGAUGGUCAGCACGGAAACCUCUUUGCAGGAAGGAUAUUAUGUCUAUCAACAGCGUUACAAUAUAUGAAGUAGCAUUUGCAUUAAUUUUAUUAAUAACCGGAAUUGCUUUUUCUAUGAUAAUAUGUGGUUUUGAAUACCUAUCAUUCAUUCGAAGAGAAUGA
Molecule: messenger RNA, 665 nt
Organism: Leptopilina heterotoma
Lineage: Eukaryota; Metazoa; Arthropoda; Insecta; Hymenoptera; Figitidae
Exons: 3
Coding region: 6-665 (219 amino acids)
Source: RefSeq, a predicted model, not a curated record